GUGUUUUGCUUGAAGUGAGAUAACUCCUCCUCCUCCUCAUUGCACAGGGAGCAGUUGGCGUGCUCUGCCCCCUCCUGUCAUGUCCAGGAGUGAAGAGGGAUAGCCUGUGGGUGUGAAAAGCUAGCCUCCGGGUUAUCAGUCAGCUUGCUGAGGUCACAUUUCCCGGGAAGGAGGCCUUAGGUCUGCAGUAGAGCCCCAAGUCUGUGCAAGAAAUUGAGUGUUCCAGGGUUCCUAUCAUUAGUUUGUAGUUAACAACUGAACGAAAGAAAUAAAGCCUGAGAAUGGCCCAGAAGGGGAAUCCGUAGUCAGGUGAGGAGCCGCAGCUCCCUUGACCUAAACGUGGAAUUCACAGGCAGCAAAGUGACUUGGAAAGUCACACAGGGUGUUUCUAGAGAAACAGAUUGUUCUCUCAGUCACUGGUCCCUCUUAGUGAUUGAAGUUGAGUGUAAAGACUUAAGACACUUGUUCUUUCUGCCUGAGAAAGACCUUCCUAAGGGAAUACAGAUGGUCCCCAGACAGGAUUUGUCUACUUCAUGAUGGUGCAAAAGCUGUAUGUUUGGUAGACACCAUGCUUUGAGUUUUGAUCUUUCCCUGGCCUGGGUAUAUGUGUAUGAAAGACACUCUGAUUCUGGGCAGUGGCAGCCCCGGCCAGUCACGGUCUCGAAGGUCAGCAACCCAGACUCCACAGAAUGUGUGGAAGGUGCUUUUUGACUAGUCGGUCAAGGAGCAUCUGUCGUCUUUUGGGAGGUAAUACCCUCAGGUUGUUCAGGAGAGAGUGGCUGUAGGGCCACAGGCCCCGGAUUGCUGGGUGGCCAUCUUGUGGUCACGGCUGGAGCGCAUCCCGGUGUGAGUGUGGUCGGCCGGGGAGGUGGUGGGGGAGAAGGGCACUAGAGAAGCCAGGGGUAAAUGUUUGCACUUCUGCCUGAUGUGGGCCCAGACGGAAAGUUAGUGUGACCGAGAGCAGGAAGUACGGAGCACCCUGGCUGCUGGGAGUGGGUAGGGGAGACCGUGCUGAGCCGUCCGAGCACUGUGGGGUCUGGCGGGAGUUUGGGUACAGUCCUAGCAGGGGCCACGAUUCAACUCCUGAAAUAAGAGUCAGAGCCUGUGACGGGGGGUUAAGAAAUAGCAUGGUCUUUGGUCUACAGCUAGGGCCACUAAAACUUUUGCUGGAGUUUAUUGAAUGUUGUGAGGUUCCAAAAUGCACCUGAAAUGUGGAAGAACAAAACUUGUUGCUGGGAAAAAAAGCCUAAACCUAAAAAACAGAUCCAAGUCAACAGAUAAUCUCACUUUAAGCCAGAGGGAGUGUUUGGAAUGAACGUACGUGCUGUCCGGAAACUGGUGAAGAUUAGGCUGAACGAGAUUGCAUUUUCCAUGGAGUGACUCCCUUGGCCAAACGUAUCACUUUCUAGGGACGCGUGGGUGUGUGGAUAACUAGGAUGUCAAUUGUUUCCGUCUUCGAUGGCCCUUUCCUUUCAGGGGGAAAGAAAAGUAACAUGUGUGAGUGAUAGCUGACCACUAAUAUGACCUCUGGAGAGCCCACAGCGUAGUUUGUGGUUUCUCUUCGGGAAGAUGAAGGAAGUAAAAGGAGGAACUGGAUUAUUGUCUUUAGUUUCAUUGCAUAGUACGUCUCAGAGUUCCCUGUGCCCUUCCCGGUAUGGAGGUGAGCAGCAGCGUCGCCAUGUUGGUGCCAGACAUUGGGGAACAGGAAGCUCUAUUGACGGCCGACACUGUCAUCAGUUCUUCACUGGAAAUUGAUGGACAAAGUUCAGCUAAAACAGAUCCAUUAAUCCAUGUUAUCCAGAAGUUGAGCAAGAUAGUGGAACAUGAAAAGUCACAAAAAUGUCUUUUAAUUGGGAAGAAGCGCUCACGUUCAAGUGCUGGGACGAGCUCUCCCGAAGCCCAGGAGCUCGGUGAGAUUCCAGCGAAAGGAGCCCCGCCCCCUGUUGCUGACAUCAGAAGGGCCGAGCCGUCGCCAAUCCCUCUCGGCCCGGACCCUCUCGCCCAGAACGAUGGGAAGGCGAUGUCUUACCAGUGCAGCCUCUGCAAGUUCCUGUCCUCGUCUUUCUCUGUGCUCAGGGACCACAUCAAGCAGCACGGCCCGCAGAAUGAGGUGAUCCUGAUGUGCUCCGAGUGCCACGUCACGUCCAGAAGCCAAGAGGAGCUCGAAGCCCACGUGGUGAAUGACCACGAAAACUAUGCCAGCGGCCCCACGCCACCCAAAGCCGAACCGAGCGUGAGCCCCUCCAGCUCCGUGUGUCUGAGACCCACAGAGCAGAAGCGCGAGGGCACUCCCGACCUCUCCGUUAGCGUGCGCAGUCCACAGGCGCAUGUCAUCCCCGCCACCCCCGCCUCCGAGAAGGACAGGGGGAGGAGGAAGUGGUACGCCUACGAACAGUACGGCAUGUACCGGUGCUUAUUCUGUAGCUACACGUGCGGGCAGCAGCGAAUGUUGAAGACGCAUGCUUGGAAGCAUGCCGGGGAGGUGGACUGCUCCUACCCGAUAUUUGAAAAUGAGAACGAGCCCCUGGGCCUGCUGGGCUCCUCCGUGGCGGCUGCACCAGGCGGGGUCGAUGCCGUGGUCAUCGCCAUCGGAGAGAACGAGCUGAGCAUCCACAACGGGCCGGCGGUCCAGGUGCAGAUCUGCAGCUCAGAGCCUCUGUCCUCGGCGUCGGCCCUGCCGGGUGCGGAGCGAGACGCGGGUCUCGGCCGGUCGGGGGCCCUUGGGCCCCACGAGGAGGACAUGUUGGAGGUGAUCUCGGACGCGGAGGAGAGUCUGAUGGCCGACAGCCUCCUCUCGUCGGCACAGAAGAUCAUCAGCAGCAGCCCCAACAAGAAAGGGCACGUGAACGUGAUCGUGGAGCGUCUGCCCGGCGCCGAGGACACCGGGUCGCAGAAGCCUUUCCUCGUGAAUGCUGCGCUGGAGGAGGGGGGCCUCCCGGCCCCUCCAGGGCCCCCGGCAGGCUGUGAGGGGAGAGAGGAGGCCUAUCGUGCCAAUCAGUGUACCGUGGACAUCGGGGGGCUGAUCAUAGGCUGGAGCAACACAGAGAAGAAGGAGAGCGAGCUGAUCCAUCAGGGACUGGCCCCUGAUGAGAACGCCCCCCCGGGCCGAAGGAGGACGAAUUCCGAGUCCCUUAGGCUGCACUCGCUGGCGGCAGAAGCCCUGGUCACAAUGCCCAUCAGAGCCGCCGAGCUCACGAGAGCCAACCUCGGGCACUACGGGAACGUCAACCUCUUAGACCCAGACACCGGGCAGAGACAGGUGGAUAGCACCUUGGCGGCCUAUUCUAAAAUGAUGUCACCACUUAAAAACGCUUCAAAUGGACUAACGAGUUUUAACCAAAGCAGCUGCCCCUUGGUGGCACUCCCGGAGGGCAGGCAGGAGCUGUCCGACGGGCAGGCGAAGACGGGCAUCAGCGUGUCCUUGCUCACUGUCAUUGAGAAGCUGCGGGAAAGGACGGACCAGAACGCCUCGGAUGAGGACAUCCUGAAGGAGCUGCAGGACAACGCCCAGUGCCAGCCCAGCGGCGAGGCCGGGCUGUCAGGCGGCGGCGUGGUGGAGUACAUCCCCAACGCCGAGCGGCCCUAUCGCUGCCGCCUCUGCCACUACGCGAGCGGGAACAAGGGCUACAUCAAGCAGCACUUGCGGGUCCACCGGCAGAGGCAGCCCUACCAGUGUCCCAUCUGUGAGCACGUGGCCGACAGCAGCAAGGAGCUGGAGAGCCACAUGGUGCACCACUGCAAGGCCCGGCUGUACCAGUGCAAGCGCUGCGCCGAGGCCUUCCCCUAUAAGAGUCAGCUGAGGAGCCAUGAGAGGGAGCAACACAGCCUUCCAGAUCCCCUGUCAGUCGUGGCUUCUGCUGAGCCCAGGAUUCCCAGGGACAGCGCUGAGGCGAAGUGCGCCCAGGAAGAGAAUAAGUCUUCAGUCCAGAAACAGUACAGAUGCGACGUGUGUGAUUACACAAGUACAACAUACGUUGGUGUCAGAAACCACAGGCGGACCCACAACUCGGACAAGCCGUACAGGUGCUCUCUGUGCGGGUACGUGUGCAGCCACCCGCCUUCCCUGAAGUCGCACAUGUGGAAGCAUGCCAGCGACCGCAACUACAACUAUGAGCAGGUGAACAAGGCCAUCAAUGACGCCAUCUCCCAGAGCGGCAGGGUUCUAGGGAAGUCCCCUGGAAAGACUCUGUUAAACGGCAGUGAAGACGGAGCUGACCCUCCCACUGAGGGGGUGGACACUGUGGUGUCGUCCUCGGAGCCGGCUCCCCAGGCUCCCACCGAGCGUGAGAAACUGAGCCCUGCAAGUAACUCCUCGUGUCGCUUAGACAAGAACCCCGGGGCGGCCCCCCCGGGGAUGGAGUACUGCGUCUUACUCUUCUGCUGCUGUAUCUGUGGUUUCGAAUCUACCAGCAAAGAAAACCUGUUGGAUCACAUGAAGGAGCACGAGGGCGAGAUUGUCAACAUCAUCCUGAACAAGGAGCCCAGCGCAGCUCUCAACACGAGCUAGACCCACGGGCCUGCAUCUCACCUCCUCAGACGCCCGGAGACACAGGAGGGGGACUGACAGGGGUGACUUUGGAACCAAAUGUGUAAUGUAAUCAGAGGAAUUCCACAUGGAUGAGCAGCAAUAAUAUUUAAGUAUUCUGAGGGAGGGGCAAUGGGUUGGGAGGAAGCAAAGAUGUGACCCGGCAUUGGCCUCUGUUACCUCUUGUUAGUGUUGAGUGUGUUUAUCACUAAAAGCUUAUUGCGGUCUGGAAACGCACGCAGAAGAGCUGAGAGAGGGUUUUUCAGGAACUGUCCUGGAACGAUUGCUAUGAAAGCAACAGUCUCAAGCAGGGCUUGGUUUUCUUCCUUUGCAGCGAGACAGCAUUCUACCUGCAUCUUCCCCAACGGAGAGGACGUGUCAGAUACUCAGUCUCAGAAACGUCGUUUAUCCUUCAAAAAAAGGAAAGAAAGGACACCUCUGAAUCUACCCCUAGAUGGUAAAUAGGCAUUUAAGGAGUAAAUGACUGUCUUAAAUUUACAGGGUUUCUUGUGGGCACUAGACUCAGCCAGACCUUGGGGUUCCUAACACUGUCUCAGCCCAGGGCAGGUGCUCCCCAGAGGUUCCGUUCGGGUCUGACGGGUCACCACGGGGUCUCGGCAGUUACACAGCCGUCUGCCCCUCUUCUGAACCAGUCCGAGCGUUUAGCUGGAAGAGUCUAUUAAAACAACAAAGUAUACAGAUUUGCACUUGAUCAUCAGACCUUGGAAGUAGUUUGAUCUCUCUUUUUUUAAUAGUUUGACCUCUUAAAUAAUAAUCAUUUGGGGGAAGAAGGGUGAGAUCAAGAAUCCCUUAAAAUGAGGGCUUUGAGGUUUUUCUUUCCUGGAGUUCAUUGAUUUAGUUACACUUAACGUAAGAGAUGUAACCACAUGUGGCUAAAAUGUGAAAAUUCGGGUUUCUAAAGCUUUUGAUAACAAAUAACAUUUGGCAAGUCUGCAGGGUUUCUCCUUUCUAAAAAAUUCCUCCUGUGGGCUUUUGCUUUAGAACACGCCGUCAAAUAGAUGUGACUUCUCAUUUUUUACACGUUUUGUAUUCACGCGUUUCCCAGUCGAGAGGACGGGUGUUGUGUUUCGCGUUGGUGUUUUGAUCGUUUGCUUACGCCUUGUUUGGUGAAGUGAGCUGUGCCCAUAGUUGGAGGCGGUGCCUGCGGGCCGCCUCCUGGUGCUCUUCCUGAACGGCUCCUGCCCUGGCGCCGGUCAGCGGGAAACAGGGAGGACAGGUUUUGAAUGUGAUGCUCACGUUUUAGGGAAGAAUGCUCUUCCCGAAGUCCAGGUGUGACCUGAACGAGUUAGCAUUUCUAAGUAGCAUUAGGAACUAUUUCAGUGGGGCCAGGCAUCAUUUCAUUUUCCUGAUGACUUAACACACAGAAUGGAUGGAAGCUGUAAGUUACUUAGGAAAGUUCCUCCAUUCCUGAUGUGUGGAUCUUACAAAGGUAAAACAAAUUUACUUACCGUAAAUUCUGUUCCCCAGGUCCACUGCAUGUGGAUCUAUAGUCAUUUCCUCCUGUUUUCAGAAUUUCGUUUCAUUUCAAAUUCAAAUAAAAUAUUUUAAAUAGUUCCAUUAUUAUCACUUAUGUUACCACUCAGUCCACUCCUCCAUUGCUUGUAGCUAUGACCCACUAUUUCUUUACAAAAAUCUCUGAUUCUGAAAAUUAACAACCUUGGAAGAAUUUUGUUUUAUAAAUUUCCCUUGGCUUUAAUUUUGUGUAAUCAUUUGGAAAAUACGAAUAACCAAAAAAAUCCCAACAAUUUCAACAGUGAAUUUUUAAAUUAUCUUUCAUUUCUUUAAACCACUUCCAUUGAUUGUUACUUAAAUUUUUCAUUUGAAAUCAUGGAUUUAAAGUAUCCCUAGCUCGUGGGAUAAAAACUAGCCCAGAAGUUCAGUCUUUUAAUGUUCAUCUGGCCUAGACAAUCCUCAGAAGCUCUCUCCUGGCCUGUAGGGGGAACCACAUACCCAAGGCAUUCUCCUUACUGGUUUGUGGUCAGCCUUAAAUACCCUCCCAGAGACAAUGGAGUGUUUCUAAAGACGAAACACGCCGUGGUAAUUGAGGAAGAGAUAGGCAUUCAAGUAACCAGAAGGAGUCCGCUUUCUAGGAGUAACAUCUUAUUUACUGGCUCUGACCUGUUGCCAUACAAGACCUUUUGUUCUCCACUCUGAACACUUGAUAAUUCUAAGAGUUGAUAGUGAAAAUAGUUUUUCAAAUAAACUUACUGGAUAAGGCAACGGUGGGGAGGGGAAGGUGAUGCAUGUGCCCAUUAUAAGUAACACUUUUCAGGGCUCCACUGUUUUCUCUUUCUCUAAUAAUCCAGAACACACUGGCCGGGCUCCGAAGUGCCAACACUCCGCGAUCGGGAGGCACCACAUGGUAGUGACACUUGUACAGCCUUUGCCCAGGUCUUGCAUCCUGUUCGAGGGGGCUCUCUGUGGCCGAGUGUCAUUUCUCUUUCCUCACAGAGCAGGGGAGGGCAUCCACGUUUACAGUGCAUCUCCUGCAGUGUACGAGGCUUGGCAAAGACGAGCAGACUCCCCUGGUGAGACUCGGUAUAUUUUCAGUUUUCAUAGUCACUUAUUUAACCUUUUUUUUAUUGUACAGCAAGGUGCUCUAAGUCAUAUUCUAUAAAAUAUAUUUAAUAGAAAUUUGAGUUUGCUAUUCAAGGACAUGAAUACAUGUAUUUUUUUAAGAAAUGAGUAUUGUGUAACACUAUAGCAUUGCUUCUAUAGCCAAAGUCCGAACAUUUCUGGAACACUGACAUGGGAAGACUACAGUUCAUCCUGACAAUGUGUAAAAUGGGAUGGUUUGCAUUUUGUGAAAUUAUCCUGCACAGCGAGCUGCAUGCCUUAAUGCCCGAAACUCCAGGGUUGUGUUCACGGCAGAACAGCUUGCCCGCUCACCAGUGAGGCAGGGCUGCCGUGCGCCAGCUGCCUUCGGGAAUACUGUACAAUGUUAGAAUAAUUUAUUUUGCUUUAUAGAAAUUUGUCAUGUAUUGACUUUAAUACUGUAUUUUGGUAAUAAACUUUUUGUUAAAAA
Messenger RNA from Myotis daubentonii (Daubenton's bat), 7571 nucleotides. RefSeq names its product zinc finger protein 507 (gene ZNF507). Gene Ontology annotation, cellular component: nucleus. The record is from RefSeq and is a predicted model, not a curated record. Gene Ontology annotation, biological process: positive regulation of transcription by RNA polymerase II. Lineage: Eukaryota; Metazoa; Chordata; Mammalia; Chiroptera; Vespertilionidae.